Messenger RNA from Lolium perenne, 905 nucleotides. RefSeq lists its product as uncharacterized. NCBI's taxonomy places the organism in Eukaryota, Viridiplantae, Streptophyta, Magnoliopsida, Poales, Poaceae. The record is from RefSeq and is a predicted model, not a curated record.
AUGUGGUGCUUCUGCUGCAAGUUUGACAGCAUGACAGCUAACGUGGACCAGUGGCGGAGCGUGAACCAACAUGAAGGAUGGGCCAACACAUUAAAGGCUGAACCAAUUGAUGAUACAGAGCAACCGCGAAAACCAUCGUCAGACCAAGAAGAAACGCAGGCGAUCGAGAUGGACCUCCUAGAGCAACCCCUCGAGGCCGUCGCGUUCCGCCUCUACUCCCUCCCCGAGGUCGCCGCCGCAGGCGCUGCGGCGUGGACCUGCCUCGCCGCCGUCCUCGCCGCCGCGGCCGCCGCUGGCGUCUGGCGCCUGCGCUCGUCCACGCCGGCUGAUUUCACCGACGACACGAAGCCCCUGCAGUUGGAUACGUCCAAGCCGCCGAUUUCAUCAUCGGAGAAGAAGAAGAUAUCGCCAGAGGUGCCGACGACAUCAGCGCCGGCGACCUCACCGAAGGAGAGGUACACGGCGUAUUACCAAGGCAGCGGCCGCGUCGGAUGCUGCGGCGCGGAGAGUGACGGCGAGGACGAGGAGCUGGAUCAGCAAGACUACGAUGGCGUGUACGGGCCGUGGGGGAAGCAGAAGGAUCUGUUCGAGUGGGAGGUGGUGAGGUCUAUGGUGCCUGUCGUGGCGACGGCGACCACUGACGUGAUCGGGCGGUACCGGAAGCCCAGAGCGCUCAGCGGCAGCGUCGUGCGGCUGUGGGAUCAAGGUGCUCAGCUGGCCUUAACGGCGGCGAUACCCAGACGGGGGAUUAGAGCAGGCACAGCUUCGAGCUUCUGAUCGUUCCAAAUUCAGGAGUAGCAAUAAAAUGUACUGAUAGUAGCAGCAGCUGGAAUCAAAAUGGUUCAUGUAGCGCGCUUUAGCGGUUGUAAAUCGUAAUAACAUGGAGUACUCCAUUUAAUCUCGCA